Cryptomeria japonica (Japanese cedar) is the source of this 2189-nucleotide messenger RNA. RefSeq names its product dihydrolipoyllysine-residue acetyltransferase component 4 of pyruvate dehydrogenase complex, chloroplastic. Gene Ontology annotation, biological process: pyruvate decarboxylation to acetyl-CoA. The transcript is spliced from 7 exons. Gene Ontology annotation, cellular component: pyruvate dehydrogenase complex; chloroplast thylakoid; chloroplast envelope. Lineage: Eukaryota; Viridiplantae; Streptophyta; Pinopsida; Cupressales; Cupressaceae. The record is from RefSeq and is a predicted model, not a curated record. Gene Ontology annotation, molecular function: dihydrolipoyllysine-residue acetyltransferase activity. The coding region runs from base 343 to 1848 and encodes 501 amino acids.
GGCAAUAAACGCGCAUCCUAGUAGUUGUUGAAGAUUUAAGGAAGUAGCUCAUCUAAAACAUUGACAGACCCGCCGAACACCCAUGUUAAAUACUGUUUUUUCUUCUCCCUAAUGGCGGAGUUAUAAAAAUCCCCCACGCUCUUCUUCUUGUUGGGUUCUCCGCCAUUGCUUUAGACGGAGUAAUCAAGAUUGUUGUUGCCACGCGAGCCCUUAAGCAAUAUUUAAACAGCAAUUCAAACCCACAGAGCAACCAGCCUGUUUAAUCAGCAAUUCAGACAGCCUGAAGGUUGCAGCAGUAUUGGGUGGAGAGUAGGGAGAAAUACAGUUGGUUCAGAAACAGAAAUGGCUUCUUUGGGAACUACCAAUCUGGUGACUAAUGUGGGAGCAAAUAAGAUGUCUUGGGCCAAAUCUGCGUGUGUUCGAAAUUCUCUUGCUUAUUGCUCUGAGCAAAAGGGUAGAGCAAGAGGAGUUACCAGAAGGGGGAGAAAGGCAGGAAAUGGAAGUGGAAGGCUGGUUGUGAGGGCCAAGAUAAGGGAGAUUUUUAUGCCUGCCCUGAGCUCCACCAUGACAGAAGGAAAGAUUGUGUCUUGGAUUAAGUCGGAGGGAGAGAAGCUAUCCAAGGGGGAGAGUGUUGUUGUGGUGGAAUCUGACAAAGCUGACAUGGAUGUGGAGACGUUCUAUGAUGGGAUUCUGGCUGCCAUUGUGGUGGGCGAAGGAGAAGUCGCUCCGGUGGGAGCUGCCAUUGGCAUUUUGGCUGAGAAUGAAGGUGAGAUCGAUGAGGCCAAGACUAAGGCUUCUUCGAUCUCUGGUGGAGGAGGUGGAGCACCUCCACCAGCGCCAGAGGUCGCUGCUCCCUCCCCUCCUGCAGCACAAGCUGCUUCGACUCCACCUGUUACACAGACUGUUGCUGCUCCUUCACCUCCACCCCCAUCUUCAGGCCCCAGGAAAAUUGUAGCUACCCCCUAUGCCAAGAAACUGGCUAAACAGUACAAGAUUGAUCUGGCUAAUGUUGUGGGUUCUGGACCUAAUGGACGAAUUACAGCCUCCGACAUUGAGAAUGCAGCUGGUAUAACAGCAGCACCUGCUCCAUCUGUUAGUGCUGUGGUUAAAACUGAACCAGCCCCUGCUGCUGUUGCUGCUCCGAAACCUGUGGCUGCUCAGAGCACAGUUGUCUUGCCGGGAACCACAGUACCUUUUACCACGAUGCAGGUGGCUGUGGCGAGAAAUAUGGUGGAGAGCCUUUCAGUUCCUACAUUCCGGGUUGGGUACUCUAUCACCACAGAUGCUCUGGAUGCGCUCUACAAGAAGGUCAAAUCCAAGGGGGUGACUAUGACUGCUCUACUAGCAAAGGCAACUGCAAUGGCAUUAGCACAGCAUCCGGUUGUCAACUCAAGCUGCAAGGAUGGCAAAAGUUUAACAUAUAAUAGCAGCAUAAAUAUUGCAGUUGCAGUUGCAAUAGAUGGAGGACUUAUAACUCCUGUUCUUCAAGAUGCAGAUAAGGCGGACCUGUAUUUACUUUCUCAAAGGUGGAAGGAGCUUGUUGAGAAAGCUCGUGCAAAGCAACUUCAACCUCAUGAGUACAAUUCAGGAACCUUUACUCUAUCUAAUCUUGGGAUGUUUGGAGUAGACAGAUUUGAUGCAAUUCUUCCACCAGGACAAGGUGCAAUUAUGGCUGUUGGAGGAUCAAAGCCUACAGUCACAGCAACUGGAGAUGGGUUCCUUGGCGUGAAAAGUAAAAUGCAGGUGAAUGUAACUGCAGACCACAGAAUAAUAUAUGGUGCUGAUUUGGCUGCCUUCUUGCAAACAUUUGCAAAAGUUGUUGAAAACCCAGAGGCACUUACAUUAUAAGGGUAUGGUUUGAAUUUUGACGUCUUCUGUGUAUGUGCUGUCUUUUGGGGAGAUUUUUUAUCAUUCAGCAUAUUGAAUGCUGGCAAUGCGCUAGAGAAAGAUUGCAAUAAAUCUGCGACAUAUAGAGAGACUAUUUGUUAUUUGGAAUUUUCUUUUUGUAGAAGCUUCAUUUUUGGGACUCAAAUUUGUCUUUCUAGACAAGUAGUAUGAAACUCUACAUCUUUUGGCAAAUGCUAUAAAGGUGGAUAAAGUAGCUUCAGUUUACCUCGUGGCUGCCAUUGUGGUCAACAUUUUUUGUAUUCUGCAAUUUUAACAAGCCUAGUUUGAUCUAUUUAAAUUAA